Messenger RNA from Trichomycterus rosablanca, 969 nucleotides. RefSeq names its product apolipoprotein A-Ia (gene apoa1a). Gene Ontology annotation, biological process: lipid transport; lipoprotein metabolic process. The record is from RefSeq and is a predicted model, not a curated record. Gene Ontology annotation, cellular component: extracellular region. The coding region runs from base 91 to 867 and encodes 258 amino acids. The transcript is spliced from 4 exons. Gene Ontology annotation, molecular function: lipid binding. Lineage: Eukaryota; Metazoa; Chordata; Actinopteri; Siluriformes; Trichomycteridae.
ACACACACACACACGGUCACACAAUGAAUAUAAAGCCUCGUUACGUGGAGCUGAGGGUCCAUCAGUGAGCAGCACCUCUCAGACGUCGACAUGAAGGUCGCAGCUCUUGCACUGACCGUCCUCCUGGCUCUGGGCAGCCACGCCUUCAACCUGCAGGCGGACGCGCCCACCCCGCUGGAGCACUACAGAGCAGCCGUCACAGUCUACCUGAACCAGGUUAAAGACCAGGCCUACAGGGCCCUGGAUCAACUGGAAGGAAGCGAGCUUGAGCAGUACAAGACGAAGCUGACCGAGAGCCUGGACAACCUUCAGAAGUACACCGAGUCCACCUCCACCUCCCUGAAACCCUACACCGACCAGCUGCUGGAGGCCACGCAGAAGGUGCGCGGGCACAUCGUGUCCGAGCUGGAGGACCUGAGCUCCCGCGUGGAGCCCCACCGCGCCGAGCUUCGCCAGGUGGUCCAGAAGCACCUGGAGGAGUACAACAAGCGCCUGGGACCCAUCUUCCAGGACUACGUGGUGCACAACCAGAAGGAACUGGACGCCUUCCGCACCAAGCUUCAGCCCGUCAUGGAGGAGCUCAGGCACAAGGUGGAGACCAACUUCGAGGAGACCAAGACCAAACUGGUGCCCAUCAUCGAGGCCGUACGGGGCAAGCUCACCGAGCAGCUGCAGGACCUGAAGAACCUGGCCAGCCCCGUCGCCGAGGAGUACAAGGAGCACAUGCUGAAGGCCGUCGAGGGGGUCAAGGACAAGCUGGCGCCCCACACCGCCCAAGUGCACGGCCACCUGGAGCCCUACAUGGAGACCCUGAAGGCGAGGUUCUCCACCAUCUACGAGAACGUGGCCGAGGCUCUGAACGCCUAAAGACGCUCCGGCCAGGACUUACGUUAUCAACACCACACACAGUUAUCACGCCUGUCAUGUGACCACGCAAAAUAAUAAUAAAAACACACAAUAAAAAUUAAA